Molecule: messenger RNA, 3540 nt
Organism: Onychostoma macrolepis
Lineage: Eukaryota; Metazoa; Chordata; Actinopteri; Cypriniformes; Cyprinidae
Gene: rassf3
Product: Ras association domain family member 3
Exons: 5
Coding region: 391-1143 (250 amino acids)
Biological process (GO): signal transduction
Cellular component (GO): cytoplasm
Source: RefSeq, a predicted model, not a curated record
GUAUGUGUAUGUGUGUUUGUGGGUGUGUUCUUUCCAGCUAGCCGCUCCGGUUCAGUCUAUUGAAGUCAGUUUAGUUUGAAAGUGCGAGGGAAGGACUCGACCGGGCGCGUUUUCCGUGGGUUUUAAAGUAUUUAUAGCGUUUCCAGACGCCAUACGUUUAUUAGUUAUAGAUAUUACGUAUUUAACCAGAAACGAAAAAGUGUUUUUGAAAUUUGCCGACUGUUUCGUCUUUCAGGGAGCAAUAAAGCCGAUGGUUACGGAGCGUCGUGACUCGCGUUCACCUUUCGCAGCGUUGGUUCACCACCCCGUUUGACUUUAUCAUACAGUAACGUUACUAUUUCUUGCGCGCAUAUAAAACCUGUUUUUGGAUGUGUCAGAGGUUCUCUUCAAAUGUCGUGGACGAGCACCAUGAGUAGUGGAUACAGUAGUUUGGAAGAGGAUUCAGAGGAAUAUUUUUUCACUGCAAGAACUUCCCUGUUCAAAAAGCCUUCGGUUAAACCCACGAACCUCAAGGAUGUGGAGAAAGAGAAAGAGCUGCGAACUCAUCUCACUAAUGAGGAGAUCAGAAAGAAGGUUGAGCAGUACAACACAGAGUCACGUGACCACUUUAAAAUGACACUGAAUACUAACGGCAUGUACACAGGCUUCAUCAAGGUGCAGUUGGACCUGCGCAGGCCCAUCACGGUGAAAGGAGGCGGGGUAGGAGGGGUCAAAGGUCAGGAGGCGUUUUACCUUCCGCGCGGCUCCAUAAACACACUGCACAUCAGCAGCACCAACACGGUGCGCCAGGUGAUCGAAGCCCUGCUGAGAAAGUUCACCGUGGCCGACAACCCCGCCAAGUUUGCCUUGUUCAAACGCUUCAGCAGAGAAGACCAAGUGUACACCUGUAAGCUCUCAGAGGAAGAACACCCUCUCUUCCUGCGUCUGGUGGCGGGACCCAGCACAGACACGCUCAGCUUCGUCCUGAAGGAGCAGCAAACCGGUGAAGUCCUGUGGGACGCCUUUUCCAUCCCCGAGCUGCAGAACUUCCUCCGCAUCUUGGAUAAAGAGGAACAGGACCAGAUUUGCUCAAUAACCAAACGCUACAACGCCUACAGAGAGAAACUGGAGGAGGCCAUGAGAGCGACGGGCGGCCCGGGAUAAAGCCAGCACGUUACGUGAAGGAACUGUAGCACUGCUGCCUCUAGUGGUCACUGUGUGUAAUGAACACUUAUUAGGUGUCACCGUGCCAAGCUGACACCUGUCUCAGAAACUCAGAGGAGAGCGCUGAGCUCCCAGAAUGCACCUCAGGUGCCAUAUUUACCCAUCCACCCUCUUUCACACUUUCAGUUGUUUCUCUGUUCUUUUACCUCUUGUGAACGAUGCAAACGUGAAAAUCGGAUCUGGUUUUUAUUUAAUUGUUGGAUGCUGUGGUUUGUACAUAUUUCUGUUUGUUUUAAUUUAUGUGGGUGAAUUUUAUUUUUUUUAUUUUACUAAAAAGAGUCUUAUUUUAUGGCAAAUAUACUUAUCGACCAGAAACUGAUGGGGAUUUAUUUUAUUUUAUUUUAUAUUAAAUACCAAAUGACAUAAUGUGCCCUACCAAAGAUAGUGUUGAUGUGCUGUUGACAAAAUGUUGACCUGAUGGCCACGUGAGACCAAACAGACAGGAAGCGCAUGUUUGUGAUGAAGAAGAUUGAAUGUGGUGAUGUAGGGACAGGAAAUGAGGACUAAAGCGAAGUCAUAAUCAUUAGUCUCUGAACGGAUGGCUUAAAUGCAAAUAAAAAAGUAAGCAUUCUUAGGUGAUGUGCUGGGAUUGGAACCGAACAGAUUCAGGAAGUUGGCGAAGGAGCUUAGAGGAUGUUGGAAAGUAUGCAGGAAGUGUCAUGCAGCGGUUUUGGAGCAGAUCUGACCGAUGUUGGACGGUGUCAGACGGUCUUUCUCAGUAGAUGAUGGGUUGAGUUUAAGCAGAUAAUCAGUGAACAGGGCAUUUGCUGUUCACCUCUCAUCAUCAACCCUGGAAAAUGCGUUAGAGGACGUCUUCAAGAUAAACGACUGAAUAGACAAGUAGUGAAGAUUGUUUGUUUUGAAGCUACAGCCUGAAAAUAGUAGAUUUAAGCUAGUUUGAUUAGUGAAUAUAUAUGUGUAAUCACACUGAUCUGAUUUACUGUACCAAAAGUUAAUUUCACAUGCUUUUUUUCUUUGCAUGGAGAUAUAGCUGAAACUGUUACUGUUGUGAGGUGCAGUAAAAGAAAAGCAGACAGUGCUACUUUGUCUCAGCAUACAAAGUCGACAUUUAUGACAGUGUUUGAAAUUAUACUUGUGAUACUUGUAGGUGAUUUUAAUAUGUAUACACAUUUAUGUUUCUGUAUGCUAGUGCUGCAUGACGGUUUUUCUGAUGGGUACUGCAACAUUGUUGUCUAUUGUGACACAUGCAUAGCGAGGUAGCGGCACCUUGUGGUCAACUGCUGUAACUACAUCUCUGCAGUCUUAAGUCUCUCCUGUGUCAGUUCAUUUGAUUAUUUUAGACACAGAUUGCGUGCUUUAAGAUUUAUUUCUUUAUUAAUAUCAGUUUUAUAACCUCUAACCAAAGAUCUAGAUAAAAUGCAUAGUUUAAUUUAAGUUUGAUGCAAAUUGCCUGGUGCAAUCAGUCUUACACCUCAAUAAACUGAGGUUAAAUAGUAGUACCUAUCUUGUCUGAUGGUUUUACCAUGGCAACUUUAAUUGUAAACACUGGGGUGAAUAAUAUAAAUUAGAGUAAUUGGUGUAAUUGCUGUGUGAAUAUAACAUCACGACAGUCUCAAUAUAUGCAAUCGAAGAAGAUUUUGCAGGGGAAUAAGACCAGUAAUCUUAUAAAUGCUUUUUGGGCACUUUAUGUUUUAAUUCAGGGAAUUAUUUUGAUUUUGAUUUAUUAGUCUUCAUCAGAUGCUUAUUGUCUUCCACUGUUUUAAAACGGCAUUGCAUCUAGUGGAAGCUCAGUUAUGUUUUAUGGAAGUGUUUUUUUUUUUUUUUUUUAAUUAAAGCUGUUUCAGUACUUGAUUUUUAUUUUUUAAAUUUUUUUUUCAUAAACAAGCUUUUGUUUGUAGAGUAAGACUGUGAAUGAAUGUUAAACUGUAUUCUUGUGUAGUAAAGGGGUGUGGAUGUGAGUGAACUUCUUUAGUCAUUUUUAAUAUACAUGCAUGUGUUAUAUUAAUUCAUGCAUAUUUUAAGGCUGUUUUAGGACAUCACAGGCCAGUGCUGUUGAUUUUUCUGUUUAACAGCAUAGAUCAUUUAGAGAUCGCUCACGAAACACUCUGCAUUUGCCAAAAAAAAAUCUCAUUUUGUUCCACCGUUGUAAGUUAUGUUUAUGAAUGAUGUAAGUUGCAUACAUAGAAGACACCAGAAGUGGCAUACAUGGAUAAACAUUGUUUUUAAGAGUUAUGGACUAAAUAUGCAUGGUUAGAAUCCAGAUGUCAUGUAUUUUUGACAAUGACGGAGGUUUUUUUGAGGGUUUGUAUUGUUACCGAUCGUGGCCUUUCUUGUUAAAGACCUGGUUUCUUUAAAUAAAGAUGAAACGUUUCUCAA